Messenger RNA from Marmota monax (woodchuck), 4439 nucleotides. It is a transcript of the gene Kbtbd12, whose product is annotated as kelch repeat and BTB domain containing 12. The transcript is spliced from 5 exons. Gene Ontology annotation, molecular function: protein binding. NCBI's taxonomy places the organism in Eukaryota, Metazoa, Chordata, Mammalia, Rodentia, Sciuridae. The record is from RefSeq and is a predicted model, not a curated record. The coding region runs from base 299 to 2008 and encodes 569 amino acids.
GGCCAGCACCCUCCCUCCCUCCAGCCCGGCGGGGCGCUGGCCCUCACGCCGCCUUCCAGUACCGUCUAUUUAUAUCUCUGGGCCCACACAGGCCCUUAUUGGGCAGUGCGGCCCCUCACACCGUCCCGUCCGGUGCACUCCCAGCUCGGAGCGUCCGGCGACGUCCAGGCCAGGUCGCGGCGCCACCACGGGCGGCCCCUGCCAGGGCAGCAGCUCCGAAUCCCUGGAAUUCAGGAAUCCCUAGCUCCUCAGGAAUUAAAGCCGAAGUCAAAGGACCCUUAGAACCUGGGAGAGUGUCAUGGAGCACACGACCGAGGACAAGGACAGACAGCGGCACAGCCUGACCUUGCUGAGCAGGCUGAAGAGCAUGCGCGACUCGGCAGAGAUGGUGGACGUGGUGCUGGUGGCGGAAGAGGAGCGCUUCCCCUGCCACCGCGUGGUCCUGGCCGCCUUCAGCCCCUACUUCAAGGCCAUGUUCUCCUGCGGGCUGCUCGAGUGCGCGCAGGGGGAGGUGGCCCUGCACGACGUCCCGGCCCAGGGCGUGGCCGCGGUGCUGGGCUACAUGUACAGCGCCACCCUGGACCUCAGCCCCGCCAACGUGCAGGCCGUGGCCACGGUGGCCCGCUUCCUGCAGGUGGAGGACCUGUUCGACGUCUGCCAGCGGUACAUGGCGGAGCACAUGGACGCCGCCAACUGCGUGGGCAUCUACCACUUCGCCAAGCUGAUGGGCGCCGAGGACCUGCACGAUCGCUCCAGGAGGUUCCUGCACCAGCACUUCGCCGAGGUCAGCCUCCACGAGGAGAUCCUGGAGGUCGACCUGCACCACCUCCUGGCCCUGGUGCAGUCGGACGAGCUCAACGUGACCCGGGAGGAGGGCAUCCUGGACCUGGUCCUGCGCUGGGUCGGCCGGGACCAGGGGGCGCGCGCCCCGCACCUGGCCCAGCUCCUGCAGCAGGUGCGCCUGGAGCUCGUGGCCCCGGCCUUCCUGAGGGAGGCCCUGCGCAGGAACACCCUGCUCCUCAGCGACGCCGGCUGCAUCGACCUCCUCCAGGGCGCCUUCAAGGCCCUCCGCUCGCCCCGCCAGCGCGCCCCGCACCUGCGCUACGGCAUGGAGACCACCAGCCUCCUGCUCUGCAUCGGCAACAACGCCUCGGGGAUCCGCUCGCGACACAGGAACUACGGGGACGCGAGUUUCUGUUACGACCCCGUGGCCAGGAAGACCUACUUCAUCUCGUCUCCCAAAUACGGGGAGGGUUUGGGGACCGUGUGCGCUGGCGUGGUCCUGGCAGACAACACCCUGAUCGUGGCUGGGGAGGCCACACCCUCCAGGCUCUCGAGACAAAGGAGUAAGAACGUGGAAAUCUACAGGUACCAUGACGGAGGGAACCAGUGUUGGGAGAAGCUGUCCUCCACCGAAUUCCGGGAGCUCUAUGCUCUGGGCAGCGUCCACAAGGACCUCUAUGUCGUAGGAGGACAGAUGAAAGUCAAAAACCAGUACCUCGUCACCAACUGUGUGGACAGGUACUCCGUCGAGCGCGACACCUGGAAGAGAGUGUCCCCCCUCCCGCUGCAGCUGGCCUGCCACGCCGUGGUGACCGUGAAGGAGCAGCUCUAUGUGAUGGGGGGCUGGACCCCGCAGAUGGAUCGCCCCGACGAGGAGCCUGAUCGGUUGAGCAACAAGCUCCUGCAGUACGACCCCGGCCAGGAUCGAUGGCGGGAGCGGGCGCCCAUGCAGUACGCCAAGUACCGCUUCAGCGCGGCCGUCCUCAACGGGGAGAUCUAUGUGCUGGCCUCCGGAGCUGCUGGGGUUGCAGGUGGGCCCCUCCAGGCACGGCCUUUUUUCUCAUGUCCUGAACACGCCUGGUCUCGCACACAUCAGCCCAUCUCAGACCCGCGGGGACAGGUAAGAGACCCGAGGGCCACAGACGGGGUGAGCCCAGUUCCAGCACGUUCUCCUGAGGCCCGUUCUUCCCUCCUCCCCCCUCGUUUGUUGAGUUCUGCGCCCUGAGCGCCUUCCUGCUCCCUAAGGUCACCCCGUCACCUCCCUCCUCCCUGCGCGUGGGAGACAGGAAGGACGCCGGCUGCGCUGGUGCAGGGGGACUGUGCCCUUCGUUCUUGGGUCCCAUCUGCAGUGAGGGACAAAGGGCACACACCUGGGGAAGGGGACGGGUCGCCGCGGUGACAGGAGGAGACAGGAGGGAACAGCACGCCUGUGAGCAGAAGUGAGACGUCUUCAGCUCAGGGGUGACGUCGUCCUUGUCUGCCGGUCCUGGAGGGAAGCAGGACUCGUGGCCGAGUGUUAAUAAGGGUUUUAUUUAAGGACAAGGCGCGGUGCAGUGUCACUUGUGACGGCCUCGGUGACAGGGCUCACUCGAGUGAAGCUUUUCCUCUGGGUAGACAUCCUGUGCUUUGUCAGGACUACGUGCCACGUCACAGGCCCAGAGGAGAUGGCACCUGAGCUGAGAGACAGGGACCCAGCUCAGGGCCGGGAGCAGCUGACCCCGAGUCCUGGAGGAAUGGGGCUCGGAGCUGGUUCAGACAAAGAAGCAAGAGCAGAGGAAGCAGAUGAGCCCUCAGGGACCCGGAGUCGAGAGCACGAGUGUAGGUACAGGGAGCCAGGUGACAGGCUGUGAGUAAGGAAUUAAGAAACUCAGCUGGGCACAGUCACACACACCUGUCAUCCCAGCGGCUCUGGAGGCUGAGGCAGGAGGAUCGUAAGUUGGAGGCCAGCCUCAGCCACUUAGCCAGGCCCUGAGGAAGUCAGCAAGACCCUGUCUCUCAAUCAAACACAGAAUGGGGCUGGGGACAGGGCUCCGUGGUCAAGGGCCCCUGAGUUCAAUCGCUAGUGCUCUCCCCACCCCAAACUGGAAUGUCUGUCUGCCUGGGAGUUAUUAAGGUUAAUAACGGAUGAACGAUCCCUGCAGCCCAAGCACGCGGCCUCAUAACUGCUGCUGUGGGCGACUUUAUGCCGUAGGCACUUUGUUGAAUUCUUUGCAUAAACAGUUUCCUUUAAUGGUCAUAAAAAUGGACCAAGUAUUCACUCUCCUCUGUGUGGCUGGUAGAUAUCCAGGCCGAGCCUCCAUCGGAGAAUAUCUAACAAUGUUCCAUGAAGCACUUUUUAAGCUUCUGAAAUCUAUGGUGCCAGUAAGCAUUUAGCUAGCAAAAAGAUAAGCGAGACCAAGAGACUUCCAGCUACAAAGUAAAAAUGCCACCAUUCUCUCCCCUGGAAGAGGAUUUGGAAGGAGACACAUUGUCAAAAAGAACCGUUUCAGAUCUAGAAAUCAAUCAGAAGUUGGGUGGGGUGGCGCACGUCUGUCGUCCCAGCAGUUCAGGAGGCUGAGGCAGGAGGAUCGCAAGGUGGAGGCCAGCCUCAGACACUUAGCAAGGCCCUGAGCAACUCAGUGAGACCCUGUCUCUAAAUGUAAUAUUAAAAGGUUGGGGUUCCAUGGUUAAGAUCCUGGGUUCAAUCCUUGGUACCCUCCAAAAUUAAUUAAUUGAUAAAAAUGCCAUCUCACUGAGGGACUGCAAGACACCAGAGCGUCUGUCAGACCUCAAGUCUAGGGCUGGGCUGGGGCUCAGUGGCAGAGCGCUUGUCUAGCACGUGGGAGGCCCUGGGUCAGAUCCUCAGCACCAGAGGAAAAUAAACCUAAAAAGAGAAAGGUACUGUGUCCAACUCCAACUAAAAAUAAAUGUUAACAACAAAAAACCCUGCAAGUCUAAACUGCAGUGUCUCCCAGAGCACCAGAACUUCUGCAGGUGGGACACCUGGUUGGCAGGUGGGACAUCUGGCUGGUGUCCCUGGGGUCCACUCUGAAGAGCCGUGUCCCUGUGUCAGGGUGUGUGACAAGUCAGCUUGCCCUAUGUCUCCCAUGUCUGAGAGCAGCAGGGAAACUUGACUUGACACAGGAUUACUGAGGUGCAAGACUCGCACGUCCCUGAAAAGCGAUGACCAUCCACGCGGCCACGAGUGGGGCUCCACUGAGCCUCACACACCCGAGCCCCCCACAGCAGCCCUUUCCAUCUGUAGGGUGGCGCACGCUGCUGGUGCCCUGGGUGCCUAUAACAGGAAAUCAGUUCCCUUCCUUCUGGAGCCAUGUGUCUUUAUCCCAGACCUCAAAAAGUCCCCACAGGUAACUUCCCAAGGAACAGAAAACAUCCCGCAGCUAAAGGGACAAGCACCUUGAGCAAUAGCCCGUGGAAUAACGUUUGAUAGAAACAGAGAACCAGGAGGCCACGCGUAUUGGAGCCAUCCGACAAGUGGUGUCAAAUAGCUGUAUUCCUUUUAAAGAAAUAAAAGAUGGCCAAGUGGCACGAAGAAACAGAAAACCACACCGAGUGGUCAGUAGUAUUUGGGACGCUGGAUGGAGUGGCGCAGCCUGUCACCCCAGCAGCUCUGGAGGCUGAGGCCGGAGGAUCGCAAGGUGGAGGCCAGCCUCAGC